Molecule: messenger RNA, 4783 nt
Organism: Ogataea polymorpha
Lineage: Eukaryota; Fungi; Ascomycota; Pichiomycetes; Pichiales; Pichiaceae
Exons: 1
Coding region: 1-3750 (1249 amino acids)
Molecular function (GO): ATP binding; metal ion binding
Source: RefSeq, a predicted model, not a curated record
AUGUCCAGCUUCAAGAAUAUCAGACGGGUGCUCAUUGCCAACAGGGGCGAAAUUGCUGUGCGGAUCAUCAAAACUUGCAACAAGUACCAGCUGACGGCCGUUGCCAUCUACUCUAAAGAAGAUCUUGAGUCACUUCAUGUGAGUUUAUCGGAUGAGGCUUACUUGUUGAGCGGAGUUGGAGCCAGCGCAUACACCAACAUCCCAGAGAUUAUCGAGCUGGCCACGAAGCACAAUAUCGACGUUGUUAUUCCUGGCUAUGGCUUUCUUUCUGAGAACUCAGAGUUUGCAGCAGAGCUGGCCAAGAACGGCAUUCUUUUUGCCGGUCCUUCUUCAGAGUCGGUCGAACAGUUUGGUUUAAAGCAUCUGGCUCGUGAUAUUGCAAUCAAGGCAGACGUGCCUGUGGUUCCUGGAACCAGUCUGAUCAGCGACAGCCAGGAGCUAGUUUCUGAAUGUAACAAAAUCGGGUAUCCUGUGAUCUUGAAGGCCACAGCAGGAGGAGGAGGAAUGGGUCUUAAGGUCUGCUACAACGAAAGCGAACUUGUGGCUAACUUCGCUGAGGUCACUUCCAGAGGCACGUCUCUUUUCUCCAAUGCCGGUGUUUUUGUCGAAAAGUACAUCGAGAAAGGUCGCCAUAUCGAAGUCCAAAUGUUUGGUAACGGUCUGGGUGAUGUGGUCACCUACGGAGAAAGAGAGUGCUCUAUCCAGAGAAGACACCAAAAAGUCAUUGAAGAGUGUCCCUCGCCGUUUGUGUCGGAUCUUGGUAGCAAGCACAACCUGCGCGAACGUCUGAGCCUGGCAGCAAAACGUCUGGCCUCUACCAUCAAGUACAAGUCUGCCGGCACAGUCGAGUUCUUGGUGGACGACACGACCGGCGACUUCUACUUUCUGGAGGUCAACACCCGGUUGCAGGUGGAACACGGAAUUACAGAAAUGGUGUAUGGCGUCGAUUUGGUUUAUUUCAUGCUGUUGCAAGCAGAAUACGAAAGCAACUCGUCUGGGAUUCCCGUUGAAAUUUUGAAAGCCAAUUUGAAAUACGACAAAAACGGCGUCGAGAUCCCCAACGGCCAUUCGAUAGAAGUCCGUGUGUACGCGGAAAAUCCAGUUCGCAACUUUGCUCCGUGUCCCGGAAUUUUGCAUAAUGUCUCGUUGCCGGAAGACGGCACUUACGGGGAAUACCAGGUGCGAAUUGACCACUGGAUUGAGACCGGUAGCAAGGUGUCGCCUUACUUUGACCCGCUUCUGGCCAAGGUGAUGGUCUGGUCUCCAGUCCGGACGAGUGACAACAUGAUCAGAGUUCUGAAAGAUAUCAAAAUCCAGGGCCCAGUAAACAACGUGGAGUAUUGUGUUCAUAUUCUGGACAGCCCCGAGUUCCGCUCAGGAAAUACGCUGACCAGCUUUUUAUCAGGAUUUGUCUUCAAGCCGCAUUUAAUUGAGUUCGAAAGCGGAGGAGCAUACACCACCAUCCAGGACCUUCCUGGAAGACGUAAGGUCAGGUUUGGAGUGCCUAUUGGUGGUCCAGUUGACCCGCUGGCUUUGCAAAUAGCAAACGUCAUUGUUGGUAACCAUUUGCACUGCGAAGCUCUCGAAAUCAACCUCAAGGGUCCGGCUAUCCGUUUCCAUGCUCCAGCAGUGGUUGCCCUUGCUGGUGGCAGAUUUAAAGUCACACUUGAUGACAAGGAUGUUCCUAUGUAUACAGAGUUGUUCAUCCCGGCGGGCAGUCUCCUUGAAAUAGAAGAGCCCCUAGGCUCUGCCGCAAAAUGCUAUUUGGCAAUCAAAGACGGCUUCCCUGGAGUUGCCAACUACCUUGGCUCCAAGGGCUGUCUGCCAAGUUUGCAACUUGGUGGCCACCAGGGAAGAAUUAUUCUCCCAGGAGAUUGUCUUGAUAUCUCAGAACGAGAGCCAUUCGAGGUCUUCAAGACCGGCUACCAAUUCCCUGAGUCGCUCAUUCCUGACUACGAAAGACUCACGAACGUCGUCCGUGUUAUUGGCGGUCCUCAUGACACGCCAGAUAUUGUCUCUGAAGAAGGAAUGGAGCAACUCUACUCCAUUCCAUACUCUGUUAAUUUCAACUCCAACAGAGGUGCGACCCGUCUGGACGGCCCAGAAAUGAAGUUUAGCAGGCCUUCGGGUGGUGACGGCGGUGGCCACCCAAGUAACGUGCUAGAAUAUCCUUAUCCUACCUGUGGUUUGUCUGCUGUUGGGUCUGUGAUGACUCUUUACGGGCCGGAUGGAGCCACUGCCUCUGGAUUUGUCUGCAUUUUUGCUCCUGCGGAGGCAGACUUUUGGAAGUUCGGCCAGGCUGCCAUCAACAGCAAAAUUCACUUUACUCCUAUCACGUACAACGAUGCUAUCAAACUCAUGAAGCAGCGGAAUGAGUAUCUGGAGGAGAUUUCCAAACGUCCUAGCAGCUCGUCCAUAAAGUUCAACGACGAGCUUCCUGAGUACGAGCCACUAGAUAGUAAGGUUGGCAAGUUCUUGUACAGACGACAAUUGUCAGAAACCUUGCCAGAGGUUUGCUUUAGACAGGCAGGAGAAAGAAUGAUUGUGAUCGACUUUGGUAACUUGGAAUUCGAUCUCUUCAAAAACGGCCGCCAGCACGUGAUGGAGACGGAAAUCAGAAAACAGCUGCCAGGAAUGUUUGAGAGCAUAGAGUGCUGUACAGGAGCCAUGGGAGUCCUGUUUGAUCCAAUGGAAGUGGACAGAGCUGAUCUGUUGGAGAAACUGAUCAAACUGGAAGCUUCUAUCCCGCAGAUUGACAAGCUGAAGAUUCCAUCAAGAACAUUUAGACUGCCUGUCGCCUUUGAACAUUCGGCCCUCGACCACUGUUUGGAGAGGUAUAUGCACUCUCAACGCUCCCAUGCCACGUACUUGCCAAAAAAUACCGACUAUCUCAUGAAAGCAAACCUUAUCAAGGACAUGGAGCAGUUUAAGAGCUGCAUUAUAGGCAAGCCCGAAAUGGUGGUUGCAAUUACGUUCCUAUGUGCUAACGUGCUGAUGGCCACUGUGGAUCCUCGAUGCAGACUUUCUGCCUCGAAGUACAACCCUACACGUACGUCGACUCCUAGCGGAACGAUUUCUACCGGGUCUGUGUUGCAAUCCAUCUAUCCCCAGGAAUCCCCUGGAGGAUAUAUGAUGUGGGGUAUGACGCUGCCAAACUGGUACUGGGAUACGUUCUGCAGAAUCCACGAGAACCCAUGGCCUUUUAGAGUGUUUGACCAGGUGGUUUUCUAUGAGGUUGACGAGGAAGAGCUGCAAAGAAUGAACAAUCUACUGCUCACGAAAAAAAUGAAGAUCGAGCCUACCGAGGGUGUUUUCGAUUUCGUGGAGUACAGGAGUUUCCUUGACUCGAUUGACGACGAGCUCAAAGAUUUGAAAAAACGCAAGCUUCAGGCUUUUGAAGAGUGCAAUCGUGAGGAACAGGCUGACUUUGAGCUGUGGCAGCAAGAAAAGGCUGCUGCUGCUGCCUCCAAAUCAAAAUCCGACGACAUUAGCAACGUUCCUGGAGCAAUCAAGAUCACGUCGCAUAUGCCAUCCAACGUUUUCAAAAUCAAGUGCAAGGCCGGAGACGUUGUUGCUAAAGAAGAUCCGCUUGUGAUUCUGGAAGCCAUGAAGAUGGAAAUUCCUGUGCAUAUCAAGGACAAGUCUAGUUUCCAAAAAUAUGAGGUUCUGGGAGUUAUUGUCGAGGAGGGAGAUAUCGUCAACCCCGGCGAUGUUCUUAUGAUCAUCAAGGGUGUGGAGUCGGUUAUCUAAUCAGUCCCGCAAUUGCAAACGAAGAAAUAUCUUAACUGCCACAAAUGUAGGAGGGCCAAAUUUGCCGGACAUGAGCCAUAGUUUGGGCUCAAGUAGUGAGUAUGAAGUAGGCUUUUCUAAAUUCCAGCAGAACCAGCUCCCAAUUCCAAAAUCUAGUUUUUUAAUUUUGGCUCAAUGACAAUGUCUACUUCUUCGACCUCCUCAUCUUCGUAGAUAUAGUGUAUUGUUUCACUAACUUGGGACCGUUUAUCCGGCGAAAAGUAGCUGGUGACAAUGUACACUGCGAACGACGAGAAAAACCCAUAGAAGUAAGACAUGUACCAUAGCUCCAAGAUACCAGCAUUUAAAGAAACGUUCCCGACCUCCGAUGCCAGGCCUGGGAGACACGGCACAUUUCCAACCAGAAACGCGAGCGCAGCACGCCAGUUGAAUCCCUUGUAGUAACUGUACCUACCGUUUGGAUCAUACAAGGCAGGGACGUCCAGGUGCUGCUUUUUUAUGACCCAGUAAUCGGCUAUGAUUAUGCCAGUAAUAGGAGCCAAAAAGCUGGAAAGACCAGAAAUAAAAGUCACCAGCUGAGCUGCCGAGUUUUCUAUUUUCCAGGCCUGCAGAACCCAGCCGGAAAUGAUUGUAAUAAUCACUGCUCCCCGACGGAUAUUAAUGUACUCGGGGAACAGCGAGACAAGGUCGUUGGCUCCAGUUAUGACGUUGGCGGAAAGAUUUGUGCCAAUUUGGGAAACACACCAAGCAGCGCACACAAAGAAUGAAGCAGCACGGCCUUUGGAGCCAGUAGCCGUCCAGUGCUCGGCAAACUCUGUUGGAGACCAGAUGUAGGACCCGUACACCAUUUUACCGGCGGAAGAGGCCACCAGAGACAUCAUGGUCACAAACGUGGCCCAGGCGGGCAGCACCACGACCUGCGCGUACUGUGCCUUGGAACGGUCGUUCAUGUAUCUGGUGAAGUCGGCUAUGUUGGUAGCCAUGGUGGCCCAGCCGGCGACAUUGGAGUUGAGCAGUUUUACGUACAGCCACG